AUCUCAGGCAGGAGGCAGUCUCCUGUGCUCACUCUCCUGCAGGCUGCUCUCUCACGCUGCUCUCGCUCUCUCGUGACUGCGUAGCUGAGAAACACACACUCACUCACUCACUCACUCACUCACUCACACACACUCAGUCAAAACACACACCAUGAGGCUGUUUGUGCUGUGUGUUGUGGCCUCCACCACUCUUCUGCUGGCAGUCCCAUGGAGCUCCGCAGCAGAGCCAGGAGACAGAGCCCAGAGAUGGGAUAAGGUCCAGGAUAAGGCUGCUACAGGAGAGGUUUCAGGGGUUUGCCCUGUGAGGAUGAAGCCUUCUGGCCAGUGUGGAGAAGAGGACGACUGCCCCUACCAGAUCACCCUGCCUCCACUGACCAUCCAGCUGCCCAAGCAGUUCAGGAUGCUGGAGAAGACCAUGAAGGAGCUGCAGAGCCUGAAGGAGACGGUGAACUGGCUGAAGAGGGACUGUCAGGAGUGCCGGCAGCAGGCUGACCAGAGCCUGCAGAGGGACAGCGGGGAGGCAGCAGGGGGUCCCGGUACGGGACCAGGGUUUCUGGAAAUACAGUCUAGCACCAGUAAGGAGGAACGAGGAGACGGGGGAACCAACACAGGGCCUGAUGGGGAUGGCAUUGGCACCGGUUCUGGUACUGGCAAAGGCACCGUCUCUACCGGCGGUUCUGUGUUUGAGAUGCAGGUGAAGAUGAACAAGAUGUCCAACAGCCUGCGUAACGCACGGGGACAGAUCACGGCUCUGCAGGGCCGUCUAGAGGAACUAAGCCUGAUCAACAUGAGGAACGUGGAGGCCAUCGUGGACAGCAAGGUGGAGAACAUCACUGGAGUGAUCAACAAGCUCAGUAACAACUGUAACCACCAGUGUGCCGUCCAGCCCUCUCCUCAGUUCAUCAUCGCUCCCAAGGACUGCUCUGACUACAACAUGCUAAAGGAGAGGAGGAACGACGUCUACCGGGUCACGCCAGACCCCAGGAAUGGCACGUUCCAGGUCUACUGCGACAUGGAGUCGUUCGGCGGCGGCUGGACCCUGGUGCAGCAGCGCCUCAAUGGCACCGUCAGCUUCAACCGCUCCUGGGCUGAGUACAAGAGGGGAUUUGGUGACCUCCGGGGAGAGUUCUGGUUGGGCAACGACCGCAUCCACCUCCUGACCAAGGCCAAGGACAUGGUUCUGCGCAUCGAACUGGAGGACUUCCAAGGGGUGCGGGAGUAUGCCAAGUUCGACCAGUUCUACGUAGCCAACGAGUUCCUGAGGUAUCGCCUCUCCAUCAGCGGGUACAGUGGCACGGCCGGCAACGCGCUGCACAUGAACCAGCACUUCAACCACGACCAGAAGUUCUUCACCACGCCAGACAGGGACAACGACAUGUACCCGUCAGGGAACUGCGGCGCGUACUACAGCUCUGGGUGGUGGUUUGACGCCUGCAUGUCAGCCAAUCUCAAUGGGAAAUACUACCACAAGAGAUACAAGGGCGUGAGGAACGGCAUCUUCUGGGGAACAUGGCACAACAUGUCUAGUGAAGCAUAUCCCACCAACUACAGGCAGGCCUUCAAGACGGUCAAAAUGAUGAUACGGCCAAAGAACUACGCUCCGUAAAGGAAAGCAGCAUGAGAACGGAAACGACCGGAAACAUCACAAAUACUUUUUUCUUCUUAACUUUCUGCUCCUUUGACCUUUCUGUCUCCCACUGUCAAGUUGAACCACACGGUUCAGAGACAGUCUGAGACAUCUGGGUUCCCGGUAAUAAAACAGCAAUGAAAUCUUCAAAAGGUUGGAAAAGUCUCCACCGAAGACAAACGUAUGAUAUCACAGUCAGGAAAUGUCUGGCUAUCGGUCAAACAACAUACUAUGGACCAUGUGCCACUGAACUAACAACAGCAACAAAAUGGAGUCAGGUAUGUUUGCUUUCUGCAGAAUAAUUAUAUUGGUUGACUGCAGGCACUGCAACUGUUUCCAGACAUCUGUAAUUCCAUUUUCUGUAUAAUACUGCCACCUAGCGUUAAGUCAUUAUACUGCCACCUAGCGUUAUGUCAUCACAUUGCAUCCUCAUCUAGACAGGCAAAGCAGCAUGGAAACUAAAGGCCGCAAGUUCAAGGAGGAAAUGUACAGUAUUUAUUUUUGAAAGUAUGAUAGCUUUUAUAUAACUAAUAUAUGGACUGUAUGUUCAUGCAGUACACAGUGAUUGCCUAAGAUGAGUACCCAAAAAAGUAUUGUAUUCGGAAUAAAAAGUAUUAUAUUGGGGUUGAGAAGUUGACCACAGAGAAGUUUAAAAAUAAAACAUGGAGUAUUUUGACUUGUAUGAAAAGGUUUAAAGUGUAGGUAUAUUUGAAUAGAAUAAUUGAUUAUGUAGCUUGAUGUAUAGAACUGUAUGUACACUAGAAGUUUUUGUUCACCUUCUAUUGUCCUAUUCAAAAAAGUAUUUACUUUUUAUAUAAAAACAUAAAUAAACUUUUUACAGAUUU
Messenger RNA from Oncorhynchus masou masou (cherry salmon), 2472 nucleotides. It is a transcript of the gene fgl2a, whose product is annotated as fibrinogen-like 2a. The record is from RefSeq and is a predicted model, not a curated record. NCBI's taxonomy places the organism in Eukaryota, Metazoa, Chordata, Actinopteri, Salmoniformes, Salmonidae. The transcript is spliced from 3 exons. The coding region runs from base 152 to 1606 and encodes 484 amino acids.